Molecule: messenger RNA, 6159 nt
Organism: Micropterus dolomieu (smallmouth bass)
Lineage: Eukaryota; Metazoa; Chordata; Actinopteri; Centrarchiformes; Centrarchidae
Gene: man1a2
Product: mannosidase, alpha, class 1A, member 2
Exons: 11
Coding region: 132-1352 (406 amino acids)
Biological process (GO): N-glycan processing; carbohydrate metabolic process
Cellular component (GO): extracellular exosome; endoplasmic reticulum; Golgi membrane
Molecular function (GO): mannosyl-oligosaccharide 1,2-alpha-mannosidase activity; calcium ion binding
Source: RefSeq, a predicted model, not a curated record
CUUGUACCCAUGGCACUGUGCGAAUUUAACCAGCGUCGUUGAAAAAUCAUAUUAGGAGUCGGCUGUUCACUUUCUCUGGCAAUUCCCAACUAGGGGCGACCAUUGUGGAUGCCUUAGACACCCUCUACAUCAUGGGUCUACACGAGGAGUUCAAGGACGGCCAGGAGUGGAUCGAACAGAAUCUGGACUUUGGCGUGAAUGCUGAGGUGUCUGUGUUUGAGGUCAACAUUCGUUUCAUAGGAGGACUGCUGGCCGCCUACUACCUCUCUGGACAGGAAGUAUUCAAGCUGAAGGCGGUCCAGCUAGCCGAGAAGCUACUUCCUGCCUUUAACACCCCCACAGGAAUCCCUUGGGCCAUGGUCAACCUUAAGAGUGGUGUUGGUCGUAACUGGGGUUGGGCGUCGGCGGGCAGCAGCAUCCUGGCUGAGUUUGGGACUCUCCACAUGGAGUUUGUUCACGUCACCUACCUGACAGGGAACCCUGCGUACUACCAGAAGGUGAUGCACAUCCGGAAGCUACUAGCCAAAAUGGACAGACCCAACGGGCUCUACCCAAACUACCUGAAUCCUCGCACUGGCCGCUGGGGCCAACAUCACACCUCAGUUGGAGGAUUAGGGGAUAGUUUCUACGAGUACCUGCUGAAGGCAUGGCUCAUGUCAGACAAGACUGAUACAGAAGCUCGCAAGACAUAUGAUGAUGCCAUUGAGGCCAUCGAACGCCACCUGAUACGUAAAUCCAACGGCGGUCUGACAUUCAUUGGUGAGUGGAAGAAUGGCCACCUGGAGAGGAAGAUGGGCCACCUGGCCUGCUUCGCUGGCGGCAUGUUUGCGUUGGGCGCUGAUGGCUCGCCUGACGACAAGGCCGGACACUAUCUGCAGCUGGGAGCUGAGAUCGCACACACCUGCCACGAGUCCUACGACAGGACGGUGUUGAAGCUCGGCCCGGAGGCCUUUAAGUUCGACAGCGGCCUGGAGGCGGUGGCUGUACGGCAGAAUGAGAAGUACUACAUCCUGCGACCGGAGGUCAUCGAGACUUACUGGUACAUGUGGAGGUUCACCCACGAUCCCAAAUAUCGGCAGUGGGGCUGGGAGGCAGCACAGGCCAUUGAUAAGUACUGCAGGGUGAGCGGAGGUUUCUCGGGGGUGAAGGAUGUCUACUCCUCCAACCCGACCUACGACGACGUGCAGCAGAGCUUCUUCCUGGCCGAGACGCUCAAGUAUCUGUACCUGUUGUUCUCCAGCGACGACCUGAUGCCGUUGGAGAGUUGGGUCUUUAACACGGAGGCUCACCCACUUCCUGUCCUCCACCUGGGCAACAUCACCCUGCCUGGCAGCGAGCCGGCUCAGCGGUAGACAGACAAAGCCCUCUUCCAUCACUGCAGCACCAGGGGGCGCCACCUGUCUGCCCGCCUGCCUGCCUGCCCGCCCACCAUCACUGGACAAACUUACAUUCAGCUCUACAGACUUUCAACUGCUUUUGGACUGCAGACAUCAACCAGAGGACACGAGGAGAGAGCCUCCCGCACAGACCACUGCAGCGUGGGGAGGACUCAGUCUCCCUCUCUUCUUCUACGUUUUACUCUUUGACUCUGUGUUAUUCUCUCUGUCUUCUCUGCUUAAAUCAGAAAGAUGGUGGGUUUGCUGCUCAGCCUCACGACUGGCUUGAAUCGACUCUUUUCUCUGAAGAACCGAGCUCCAAAAACGGAGGCUUGAUUUCGCUGUUCUUUUUUUUUUUUUGGUUAUUAUUUUUAGUGUUAAUUUGAGAUUUGACCAAACUGUCCUCCCAUACAGACUCAAGCUGAGGCUCUGAGCAUGCAUAUGGGAUUUUGUGAAGGAUCACACAGUCUGUUUGACACUAAACUGAUGAACGUGUCACUUUUCCAGGCAGACAAACUUGAGGACUUUACAGGGUCUGUUGAUAAGGUGUGUUUUUUUUUUUUUUUUUUUUUUGUUUUUUUGGACAAAUCGUUAAUGGGGACACAGGGUUGAAUCAAAGCUCUUCGCUUCUCUCUGACCCAACCCCUCCCCACUCCACUUCCUGUUUAAUCUCCAUCAGACGAACUUUGACCUGGAACUGUCGCAUCAUCAAUGCGAGGGCCGGUUGUGGCAACAGUUCCCCACCUCCUCCCUCUAAUCCUCCUUUUUCAGAAAAGUGGACCAUUGUGAGUGGAACAGUAACUACAGGCGGACAGCAGCAGGCCUCCCCAUCUUCACCACUCCCCACCUCCACAUCUUUCCAGUUUCUCUCUCCAGUUAGAGACGUCACAGGGCCACUAUCUUCCCCCCUAAAACAUUCUGCUGCUACUCGUUUGGAUGCUGCUUUUUUUAUCUCGAACCUUUUAUUCUGAUCACACCAUUACAUCACAGCGUUUCUCUCCAGCUUCAUCAACCCUUCUUUUUCCACCUUUUCACAAAUCACUCCAAAUCAUGUUCAUAUCAUACAUUUUGAGAUGAGGCUAGAACCCAACCAUGCUUAUGUAUGAGAGUGUGUGUGUGUGGCGGUUAAAAUACCUCUGCAGUAAAUCACUUAUUUGGGCGCUUUGAAGAGGAGAUAGCGCUGAAAGAGCUAAAUAAAUGAGAACCCUCCUGCUGAGCUCCCAUGCCACAUUUUCUCAGUUCAACCCCAUAUCACCAGUUGGACCACCUAACCUGCAAAUUGCAUGUUCUCAAAAGUUCUCCAUCAUUUGUCUUUACCACUCCCCCCACAAUCCCACUGUCUUAUUUUCUUAAAUUUUUCAUACCUUCUCCUCUCUCCUCCAUUUUUACUGCUACCUCUCCGGUCCAUAAUAAAAAAGUCCAAAAACCUGGAGCCCUUCGUUCUCAGGGUUCCCAAAUGACUCUGAAAAGUAUGAAACCAUAAUUUCAUAAUGUCCCUGUUUUGUAUAAUCUCACAAAAUCUCCAUUGCUUUUGGAAUCAUAAUAAUCAUACUGUACAGAUUGAUUAGACCCUGUUCAUCAUGUGCUACUGCCAAAUGGCAACACCAUAUCAUCAAACAUCCAUUUCAACAUCAGAAAUUCUGAAAUAGAGCAAAUCAAGGACUUGUUUGGCUGGUUUGUGUACAAUUUCAAAUGCACAUCCUUUGCAGAGUCGCUAUAAUUUCUCCUCUCUGUAAAGGUCUCAGAAGAUUCCACUCACUCCUUAUGGUCCAAUUUAUCAAGAGCUUGGCCUUGUUGAGAGAGGUCAGACCCCGCCACACACCACGCUAUCUGCUCAGUUACCAGCUUGCUUCUGCCUGCAGUUAUCCCUCCAGACUCAACUCUCUCUGUUACUGCCGAAACAGCUUGAGGGAUUUACUGCUCUGUUUGCUCAGAUAAUAGAUAAUACAGUCUAUUAAAAAAAAUAAUACGUCAGCAAACAACCAAAACAGCUCGACUCUGAAACAGGCCUCUGUGGUGACCUACUGUAUCAAGCAGCUACUUUAAGACUCUGUGAAAGACGCUGGACAAUAUUUUUAUGCUAAAAUCUACACAGACUCAUAGCCCAAAGUGGGGAUAUAUACCAACCCAAACACAAACCUCAACACAUAUCAUUAAAUCCCCUAGAAUAAGGGAGUAUUUUGCGUGUGUUUGCAGUGUACAAGAGUCAGAUCUGCUGUUAUUUGUGCUUGAUGUUAAAUUUGAAAUGAAAUUUUGCAUUCAGAUUUCUUUAAAGUGAAUAUUAAUGAUGCAGAUUUCACACGUGACAACCAUUUUUAGAAGCUGUACGGAUGUGCUCUUUCAAAAUAUGUUUUGAUAGUACAGCUUCAGAUGGCACAUUGAAAUGACAAGUGCAACCGUGACCUUCUCUGUGAGUCACGUUAAGUUCUGUAGCUGAACGGCAAGAAAUACAAACCAGCAGGGAGACGAGAUGUUGGGGGGAAAACAAAUAAUACGUUAAUGAAAGCAACCAGCGUACAGAUGGUUUCAGGAGAACACAGCAGUAGUGAGUCAGGCCACAGGAGUCCUGUUGAGUCUAAAUAAUCCAAUAUUACAGCAAAAAUUUAUUUUUAGAAGCCAACUUUCAUCAGCCAAAGGCUUUAAUUAUUUUUUUUGAGUCUGUCUGGUCCAUUCUCCAUGUUGGAAGGGAUUCAACCAUGAUUUUUUCGUUCUUAAGACAAAAGGUCAAUUAGUUUAUAAAAAUACAGACAGUAGGCUUAAUGAUGGGCUCAGCAAACUUGUGCUAUGACUGUGUGUGUGACAGAGAGAGUGAGAGAGUUAGUGUGUUUCAUAUGUUCUGAUUUUCUGUGAGCUCAUUAAUAAGCCUGUUGGCUACCAGUUUGUGUGACACGAAUCUGCCAUUUGUCCAAACCCUUUGUAUCAAUAGACUGGUUUAGGUAAGAGAGGAAACAGAGCAGGUUUCACUACUGGAGAUGAUGCUUCUGCAGGCGUUCAAGCUGACAAGUAGGACUAAACCAGGAAGAUUUAUUUCCUUGUGUUGUGUUUGUUUCUGACUGACUGAUUCUUUUCAAGCCUUAUUGUCAAAUGCGACACCUUGGCCAAUACUGUGCUCUUUCACGUUCUUUGCUUUGUGUUUUGUAAUUCGUCUUCAUGAUAUAAAUUCCCUCUUAUUGUUUUUGUCUGCACAAACAUUGUCUGUCCUCUGACACGCACAUAGAUGCAGAACUGUGAUGGAGGAAAAGCAAAGCUGACAGCGGACUUGACACUAUGCUACAUUUUGUUUACUGCCCAACCACAUUGACUAAAGGUUCUCUAAAAAUGUAUCAAUAUGCUGACCUACUAAUAUCUGACUGUAUCUCCACGUGCCCUCCUGAGAAAACACAGAAAAUGAAUUUUUUAACAGAAACUGAAUUUGCUGUUGUUUGCCCGUUCUACAGGAGGUCAGCUGCUCAUCUAUCAAUGAAGCCAUACUGUGUAUGUAGUUUGAAACAGUACUGCUGAAACAACAGUUUCUAUUCAGUUUUUAGCUGUAGGUGAUGAUUAGCUUCCCUGACUGUAGAAAUGGAAAUAGGCAGCAGGGACUAAAUGGAGUGAUUAGAGACAUUUGAAGCCAUAGUUGUUGGCAACAAUGCUCUUUACCUUUGCCUCAAAUUGCUGCUAAUCUCAAGUGAGUACAAAAUGUUGACAGGCUAACACAAAGACAUAGUAAAUGCUUUAAAGGAUAAGGUUGGAGAUAUUCUAUUUAUUGUCAACAAAUCCUAUGGAAAGACCAAAAAACAAUGAGUUGAUCCCAAUAGCCUGAUAAUAAGCCUGAUCUAUGUCAUUGUACACAGCUUCACUGUUGUCCAAAAAUUCUUAAAAAUAAAUGAGCUGCAUCAUCCAUUACCACGAACAUACACAAGCUUAUUUUGACUAAAUCCCACAUACACCAUCCUGCUCACUAGAGCACCAAAUGUGUAUUAAUCUGCAUCUGAAAAUAGUCCCCAACAAAAGCACUAUUUCUGCCCGUUUGAGGAGCGUUUGUUGGUUUUGGUCUUAUCAUGGAAUUGAAUGACAAUAAUACGGAUAAAAAUAAGAAAUAUAAAUCUCUAAAAUAAUCUGCCUUAUACUUUUAACAUCUUUGGAAACUGUAAUUUCCUGAUUUCAUAAAUAUAUAGGUUCUGAUUUGUGAAAACAGUGUAGCUAGCAGACAUUUUAGAAAUAUCUCUUACUAUCAAAUGUUGGUUGGGUUUAAGAGAGCAAAUUGGCUUUGACCAAACUUCUGGCUAAUGUUCAGGUCAAUGUUGGGCUGAUUUAAUCAAGCCGCCUUUUUUUUUUUUUUUUAUAAAUGAAACAAAGUUUUUGGUUUAAAGUUUAGGGGAAACUCUCUCAACACUCUGCAGCGUCAAUCCGUGUACAUAAGAGAUAUUUCUCUGGCCAGUCCCCCAUUCAACUCAUUUUAUCCCCUCCAUCAGCCAUCCAGUAUUAUUUCCACCUCUCUUUCAUCUGAACUCUGGUGCCGGUCAACCUCAACAGUCCCUUACAUUACAGUCUUGGCUCUCAGCCUCUAUCCCCCAGUCUCUGACAUCACCCUGACAUCAUGCUUACGUCAUCACCACCAAUAUCUGUUAGGGAGGAAGCCCAGGCGAAAACUGGGUGGCCAUCGCUGGGAGCGACGUUGAUUUUGAAAAUUGAGUGUUCUGUAUUUGUAUUUUUACUGAACUAAAAAAUAAAUAAAAUGAAAGUAUCUGUAAAUAUGUUUAAAAUUGAGACACAAAUUCAAUAAAGAUGUUAUGAAAAGUGA